Messenger RNA from Miniopterus natalensis, 2769 nucleotides. Lineage: Eukaryota; Metazoa; Chordata; Mammalia; Chiroptera; Miniopteridae. The record is from RefSeq and is a predicted model, not a curated record.
GCCGGGUGCACCCUCGGGGCCCCGGGCGCGUCGGCUCUCCCGAAGCUGAGUAGGGUGCAGCGUGGAGAAGAGGCCAGGGCCCCCUGGUGUGCAGGUGGCGGCUGGCGACAUGGAGCCCCCGGCCGUCCCCUCGGAGAGGAGCCUGUCUCUGUCUCUGCCCGGGCCCCGGGAGGGCCAGGCCACCCUGAAGCCGCCUCCCCAGCACCUGUGGCGGCAGCCGCGAACUCCAAUCCGUAUCCAGCAACGCGGUUACUCGGACAGCGCGGAGCACGCAGAGCCCGAGCGGCCACCACACCGGCCCAUAGAGCGCGCCAACGCUGUGGACACCAGCGACCGGCCCGGCUUGCGCACGUCCCGCAUGUCCUGGCCCUCGUCCUUCCACAGCACCGGCAGCGGCGGCGCGGGCGGAGGCAGCUGCAGGCGCUUCGAGGCAGAGAAUGGGCCGACGCCAUCGCCCGGCCGCAGCCCCCUGGACUCGCAGGCGAGCCCGGGCCUUGUGCUGCAUGCCGGGGCAGCCACCAGCCAGCGCCGUGAAUCCUUCCUCUACCGCUCAGACAGCGACUAUGACAUGUCGCCCAAGACCAUGUCCCGGAACUCGUCAGUCACCAGCGAGGCGUAUGCUGAGGACCUCAUCGUGACACCAUUUGCUCAGGUGCUGGCCAGUCUCCGGAGUGUUCGCAGCAACUUCUCACUCCUGACCAAUGUGCCCAUUCCCAGCAACAAGCGAUCCCCAUUGAGUGGCCCAACCCCGGUAUGCAAGGCCACACUGUCAGAGGAGACCUGUCAGCAGUUGGCCCGGGAGACAUUGGAGGAGCUGGACUGGUGUCUGGAGCAGCUAGAGACCAUGCAGACCUACCGCUCAGUCAGCGAGAUGGCAUCGCACAAGUUCAAGAGGAUGCUAAACCGGGAACUCACACACCUGUCAGAGAUGAGCAGGUCAGGAAACCAGGUCUCUGAGUACAUCUCCACCACAUUCCUGGACAAGCAGAAUGAAGUGGAGAUCCCAUCACCCACGAUGAAGGAUGGAGAAAAAGCACCUCGGCAAAGACCCUCCCAGCAGCCUCCGCCCCCUGGGCCGCAGUUCCAGCCUAUGUCUCAGAUCAUGGGGGUGAAGAAGAUGAUGCAUAGCAGCAGCCUGACCGAUUCCAGCAUACCCCGCUUUGGGGUGAAGACAGACCAAGAGGAGCUCCUGGCCCAAGAGCUGGAGAACCUGAACAAGUGGGGCCUGAACAUCUUUCACGUGUCAGAUUAUGCUAGAGGCCGUUCCCUUAGCUGCAUCAUGUACACAAUAUUCCAGGAACGGGACCUGCUGAAGAAGUUCCACAUCCCAGUGGACACAAUGGUGACAUAUAUGCUGACUCUGGAGGACCACUACCACCAGGAUGUGGCCUACCACAACAGCCUGCACGCUGCCGAUGUGCUGCAGUCCACCCAUGUGCUGCUGGCCACACCUGCGCUGGACGCUGUAUUCACAGACCUGGAGAUUCUCGCAGCCCUUUUCGCAGCUGCCAUCCACGACGUGGACCACCCUGGGGUUUCCAACCAGUUCCUCAUCAACACCAAUUCAGAGCUGGCGCUCAUGUACAAUGACGAGUCGGUGCUGGAGAACCACCACCUGGCCGUGGGUUUCAAGCUGCUGCAGGAGGACAACUGUGACAUCUUCCAGAACCUCAGCAAACGCCAGCGGCAGAGCCUGCGCAAGAUGGUCAUCGACAUGGUGCUGGCCACGGACAUGUCCAAGCAUAUGACCCUCCUAGCUGACCUGAAGACCAUGGUAGAAACGAAGAAAGUGACCAGCUCAGGGGUCCUUCUUCUGGACAACUACUCUGACCGCAUCCAGGUCCUGAGGAACAUGGUGCACUGUGCGGACCUCAGCAACCCCACCAAGCCGCUGGAGCUGUACCGCCAGUGGACAGACCGUAUCAUGGCUGAGUUCUUCCAGCAGGGCGACCGUGAACGAGAGCGUGGUAUGGAGAUCAGCCCCAUGUGUGACAAGCACACAGCCUCGGUGGAAAAGUCUCAGGUGGGUUUCAUCGACUAUAUUGUGCACCCACUGUGGGAGACAUGGGCUGACUUGGUCCACCCAGACGCCCGGGAGAUCCUAGACACAUUGGAAGAUAACCGGGACUGGUACUACAGCGCCAUUCGGCAGAGCCCGUCGCCACCUCCCGAGGAGGAGCCUGAGGGGCCAGGCCACCCAACCCCACCUGAUAAGUUCCAGUUUGAGCUGACGCUAGAUGAGGAAGAGGAGGAGGAGGCGUCCUCCGCUGCCCUGGGUGCAAUUGAGGUGCAGGAAUUAUUCGUGGCCCAGGAUGUAUCCGCAGCUGAGGAACUGUUGGAGGUCGAUGGCCAAGAUGUGUCUGCAGAGGUGGAGGUAGAGGAAAUGUUCUUGACACAGCAAGCAGACAGUGUGGCUGUGGGCCAGGACAAGUCCACAUCCCCAGAUGCAUUGAUGGAUGCCGUGGGCUACAGCAGCCCCCAUGUCCUGUCUCCUGAGAGCCCCGCUCUGCCUGCCUUGAGGACCCCAUCCACUCCAGAGGAGGCCCCGGGCCUCCUGGGCCUCCCCUCCGUGGCAGCAGAGGUGGGGGCCCAGAAAGAGCAUCAAGCUGCCAAGAGGGUGUGCUGUGCCUGCACAGGGACGUUGGGCGAGGACCCACCCACACUCCCAGCCCCUGGUGGGUGGGGGUCUGCUGCAGGCCCUAUCUGAGCCCCAGCCUCUACACCCCUUUCCCCCUCCUGCCUCCUCUCACCACCAUCGUCCCCCAACCG